Molecule: messenger RNA, 6299 nt
Organism: Calidris pugnax (ruff)
Lineage: Eukaryota; Metazoa; Chordata; Aves; Charadriiformes; Scolopacidae
Gene: TOM1
Product: target of myb1 membrane trafficking protein
Exons: 16
Coding region: 237-1784 (515 amino acids)
Biological process (GO): signal transduction
Cellular component (GO): membrane; endosome
Molecular function (GO): clathrin binding; ubiquitin binding; phosphatidylinositol binding
Source: RefSeq, a predicted model, not a curated record
CUGGCGGUGUGACGCCGUGAUCUGCGCUGGUCGGUGGCACUUGGCGGGUCCCCGGCCUGGCUGCCCGCCUCAGCCCCCGCGGCGGGCACGGCACGGGACGGGCGGUGCCGCGCGCCCCUCCCGGGCGUCGGCCACUGGCGUCACAGCGGGGCCCGCGCGGGGGCCCGCCCCGGCCUGGCGCGCGGGUCACGUGAGCGGCAGCGGCGGCGGCGUCAGCUGAUCGCGGCGCGGCGGCGAUGGACUUUCUGCUCGGGAACCCCUUCAGCUCCCCCGUGGGGCAGCGCAUCGAGAGAGCUACCGAUGGGUCCCUGCGGAGUGAGGACUGGGCUCUCAACAUGGAGAUCUGCGACAUCAUUAACGAGACUGAAGAAGGGCCCAAAGAUGCCUUCCGAGCCAUUAAGAAGAGAAUUGUAGGAAAUAAGAAUUUCCAUGAAGUUAUGCUAGCUUUGACGGUCCUGGAGACAUGCGUCAAAAACUGCGGCCAUCGCUUCCAUAUCCUUGUGUCCAGCCAGGACUUUGUAGAAGGUGUCCUGGUGAGAACAAUCCUGCCAAAGAACAAUCCACCUGCCAUAGUGCAUGACAAGGUGCUGACCCUCAUCCAGUCCUGGGCGGAUGCCUUCCGCAGCUCACCAGACUUGACUGGUGUUGUUGCUGUCUAUGAAGACCUGAGACGGAAGGGCCUGGAGUUCCCCAUGACUGAUCUGGACAUGCUGUCACCCAUCCACACACCACAGAGGACUGUGUAUAGCUCUGACUCCCAAUCUGGACAGAACUCAUCUGCGGUCAACUCCCCUCAGCAGAUGGAGUCCAUCCUCCACCCUGUCACCCUGCCCACUGGGAGAGGCACAUCCAGCGACGCGCCCAUCACACCCACACCAGAGCAGAUCGGGAAGCUGCGCAGUGAGCUGGAAGUGGUGAAUGGGAACAUAAAGGUCAUGUCGGAGAUGUUGACGGAGCUGGUGCCAUCCCAGGCCGAGUCUUCUGACCUGGAGCUGCUGCAAGAGCUGAAUCGCACAUGCAGAGCCAUGCAGCAACGUGUGCUGGAGCUGAUUCCCCGUGUCCUCCAUGAGCAACUCACUGAGGAACUGCUCCUCAUCAAUGACAACCUCAACAAUGUGUUUCUGCGCCAUGAAAGGUUCGAGCGUCUUCGGACAGGACAGCCUGUUAAGGCACCAAAUGAGGCAGAGAACAGCUUGAUCGACCUGGGACCCAGUACUCCUUCUGCCGUGAGACAGCCUGAAGUCACCAACAACCUUUCCUCUCAGCUGGCUGGAAUGAACCUGGGCUCGAGCAGCGUAAGUGCAGGACUGCACUCCCUCGACACCUCUGGCAAGCUGGAAGAAGAGUUUGACAUGUUUGCCCUGACCCGUGGCAGCUCACUGGCUGAGCAGCGCAGAGAGGUAAAAUACGAAGAUCCCCAAGCCUCCAAAGGACUCGCUGGUGCCCUGGAUGCCCGGCAGCAGAACACAGGAACGGGGGACUCUGGUGCCUCUAGUGAUGGAGCCCAGCUGACUAAGUGGAUGAUGCGGCAAGGAAUGGUGCCGGUUCCCCAGGCCAAUUUCAUGGAAGACAUAGAGAAGUGGCUCUCCACUGAUGUGGGAGAGUCAGAGGAUGGAAAAGGUGUCACCAGCGAAGAGUUUGACAAGUUUCUGGAAGAGCGAGCAAAAGUUGCAGACCGGCUACCCACUUUGUCCAGCUCCUCAGCAGGGACGUCCGUCUCCCCUCCUGCUGCCAGCCACCAUCGGAAGCAAGCAAAGGAAGAUGAUGCUAUGUUUGCCUUGUGAAUGCUAUGGACUGGUAUGCUGUGGAGCAAGAGGCUGUGUGUGCUGUUUUGCUUGCCUCCGACCAGGGGCCAGCAGGGGAAGGACUCUGUCCCCUUCCUCCACUCUCUUCCUGUUUUCCCUUUGAGUUGUUUUUAUUUUUAAGCUGCUUUCAGAUUUUAGAUAAUCUUUGUUGUGUUUAGGGAUGUCACACAAUAGACUUGUGAAGGGGGUUUUCAAAGCUGCUAGAGAAUGUGGGAGUUUGGUGGGCUUUUGUUUUUUUUCGGUACAGUGUGGGCAAAGCGGAAGAAGCUUCCCAUCCUCCUCUCCAGUGAGGUAGAUAGAGAUCUUGCCCAAAAAACAGGAGAGGCUGCAGUCUGCUGCUGAAAUCAUUCCUGCCUGCCUCUUCCCUCACGCCGUCCCUAGAAUGGAUCUCCAGCCCUCUGCCUGCCACUGUUAGACUGGGAAGCAUGAGGAUGUGAAGCAUUACAGGUGGCAGAGGAGGAACACUACUGGUAGAGGGACCCUGUUGCUCUAGUCUCUCUUGCACAAGUGCUUGUGAUAUGCAACACCUUCCCACUCACAACCCCUUCUCUUCCUCUUCCUUUCCUCCCCCUCCCUGUCAGUUUAUCCAGAAUCCUACCCACAGCCCGAAUGUCUCCCUUGCAGGACAGCCAGCUACCAAAGCCCCUGGCUGCACACAGGGCUUGAGCUGCGAGCGGUACCCCAGGCUGAAGGGGCUGUCUGCUAUGGGAUAGGAUGUGCCUUCGGCAAACUCUUUGCAGUUAAUUUAAUUCUCCCAUUAUUAUACUACCUUCCCCCUCUCUCCCCGAUGCAGUCCCACCUCCCUCUCUCACUUCCACUGAUGCCUUCCACCUCUUUGUGGGGCGUCUCUCCAAGCCUCUGAUGAGGCCAGCGCUGCAGACUCCUCAGGGUAGCUCUGUGUGCUGGGAGCAAAGAGCUGUGUUCCCUAAAGCUGAAGGCCCUUCCAUCGCCACACUGUCAUACCAGAGAGAACACGCUGUUGCUGGGGUAGCUUGUUUAGCUGGUGAGCACAGAGAUGAAGUAAGACAUCAGUCAUCUUUGCCCCAGCAAAGCAGCCCUGCAGCAGCCAGAAGUUCCUUUGCACGUGGGGUGAAAAACUUCUGAGCAAACUGCACACGCUGCCUAAUUGCAAAAAGGCAGCUGGGGAGGAGGGUGCCAAGCCUGGGGCUCCUGCUCAUGGGAUUUCUUGUUGAGCGUGGGAGAGUUGCCUUUUUUUUUUAUUGCACAUUAAAGGAGCAAAGUCUCGAGCCUCCCUUGAAGAUACGUGUGUGCUGUCAGUGCUGGCGUGGGGAGGGGAAGGCCCGGAGGAGGAGGAGAGGGGUGCGACCCUGCAGCCACGUUUGCUCUCCAUGGAAAUGUGAGGGCACCAUGGCACUGAGACAAGGCACGUCAGGAUGCUGCGAGCCAAGGCAGGUGCUUGCUGCUUUUUAGCACAGUCUCCUGGGGAGGUGACUACAGCCCAUCUCAAAAUAGCAAGAGGGCAAGCUACCUCCUCACCUUUCCCUCUCUGCCUUGUGACCAGAUCCAAAUACCUACCUUGCAGCCCAUAAAUCACUUAAAAGACAUGCAAGAUAUGCAGUUGCUACAGAAGGGCUCUCUGGUAUCCACAGGGCGUCCUCAGUUGUCCCCAUGCCAUCCCCUGGUGUCCAGCUGAGUGGGAGCUGGGGGAAGGAGUCUUAAAAGGAGAUUGAACAGGUUGAGAAAGUGUCAUCUGAGCCCCCGACUUGUAGGAAGGAGUUAAAUUAGCUGAAGUCAUCCAGACCUCAGCACCUCCCUCUCCCCCUGCCUGCUCUGCAGUCUCAGCUGUACCAAGCUGGGGCAGAGGCUUGAGGAUAAGAGCUGUGAGCAAAGCUGGUCUGUGGCUGGUGGCAGCGGGGCUGGAAAAAGCAGUGUGCUGGGUUUCCUCCUCUGCCAGCACUUGUGGGUCGGGAGGAAGCUUUGUGCUCUUCGUCAGCUUUCCAAGUCAGACAGCACAUACUCUCCUUGGACAGUUCGUCCCUUGGAAAAAUGAAUCACCAUUUCCAAUUCCAGUGCGUUCCCAAUGCCUCUGGGAGGAACCAGGGGAGAAUCUCUCUGCUCUCCACCAGGUGGUAUUAUAUAUAUGUAAUAUAACCCUUUUUGAGCAGCAGUCCUCAAACCAGGGUGUGCAUCUUAUCUUCUGGAGGUGGUGGGGAGGAGAAAGCCCAGCCUAAUCAGCCUAAGAGCUGCCUGUCCUGUCCCAUCUUGCUGGUGAGUCCAUAAGUGGCUCUGCUGGAGGUUGCCUGAAACUAAACAAGUCUUGGCUUCAUCUCUGAGCUACUCCUCCUCCUGCAGCCAGUUCAGCAGCAGGACUUCACUGGGCCACAGGACCCCACUCUUCCCACCUGAAAAGGGCUUGGGUGGGACAAAGGGUGCAAAUGAAGAGCGCAGCCUAAGAGCUGCGGGUUUGUGCCUUACCAAAUGUGUGAGGGUUUCAUGUGGCAAGCACAUGAAGGUGCUUGGUAAGGUGUGCAAGGUAAAUGCAGGGGAGCAGCAGGGCCACACACCUCUGUCACAAGUGCAAGUGCAUUUUUACCACACACAGCUUUCUGAAAUAUCCCUCUUUUUUUGUUUUUUUUUGGUGUUUUUUUUUUUUUUAACUCUCCAAAGCAUCCUUGGCUCAGCAGAUGCUAGAAGUGAAACCCGGGGCGAGAGGCUGGAUUUGCCCUUGCAGUGCUGGCUCUGGCCUCUGCUGUCACCCCUGUGGCAAGCCCAGAGCCAAACUCAUCUCCCUGGAGAGCACCUUCCCCCAAACCCAGUGAGGGCACGCAGAGCUUGCACCAAAGGCUCUGUGCUGGGAGUGUGGCCCGCAGGAGGAUACUUGAAGUCAAGGGCCCAUGAGGGUCAACGCAGCAUCCCCCCCAGUGCUGCAGACCUGCGAGGGCAGGUCCCUCUGAUGAGACAGGACUCUGAGCUGCGAUGGGAGGGUCUGAGAUCUCCUGCAGUUCCCUCCUGUGAGUCUCAACAGAAAAACAGAGAACAAGAGGGAAAGGCAAAAGGGUUAAACGCUGAACUUCCCAGAGCAGAGGCAUGAUGGAGCCCAGGCUGGUGGGCUUUGCAAUUGUGGGGCCAGAAGGGUCUCCAGAGCAAGGGGCCCGAUGCCUAAACCCUCUUGCCAGUGCCUGGACUCGAGCUGCCUGGCUCUGUUGGGAAGGGAGGGCUUCUGGUGCUCGGUCAGCAUUUGUGAAGGACACCAGCCUGUUCACACCAGUAACGUUCUGAACGCUGGAUGGUGCCUCAGCGAGCGGUUACAGUUCUCAGUGCCUCCAGCUCCCUUGGUGUGCGACAGCACUGCCUCUGGCUUUCCCUGAAAGAGAAAUUAAGCCAUCCCCCAAUGUAUACCCUCAGCAUGAGGAGCUCAAGCUCCUCCUUGCUGCCUCUGGGAUGCCCUGAGACCACCUCAGGAUAAGGACCCCUUCUCCACCCUGACCUUGUUUUCCUCCUCCCCAGACAGACAGCACGGGUGCUGGCAAAGCCAAGAGGGGACCGUCCCCAAGGAAGACUAGAGGGCAGGGGAAUUGGGCCACCGCUAUUUUUGUCAUGGGGCGAACAGUUGGGAUGGGCUUUUGGUGGCUGCCAAGUAGGGUCAGUUUGAAGCAAUGACCAACAGGUGAAAAUCCAGAGUGCUGCUGAUGGCCAUCCAGGCGAGCCUGUCCCCUCCCCACCACACAACCAGCUGUGGUCGUGGUGCUCUUCACUGUGGGCCACCCAGCGCAGAGACUUAUCCUACAGGGAUGACGUCUCUUUUUUUUCAAGCAACUGAAAAUAUUAAGAAUGGGGAUGAGGGCGUGGAAUCUUUCCAUGCCCAAAUUAGUGCUUGUUAUAGAUUAUACCAGUAAUAGCUUGAACAAUUUUGCAAGGUUUCUAUUGAGGACGAACUUGGGAAAAAAAACCUGCCAGGUCUGCAAGGGAUGACUUUAAGUAGAGGCCAGAUGUUUUGCAUGGUCAAAACCUGCUUUAAUAAAAUGGCACCACUAUAAAGAAUUCCUUUAAUUGCCUUUCCCUUUUCAAAAGCGUUUUCUGGCGUUGCUAUUUUAAAAAGGAAUAAUGCUGCCUGAUCGCCUGUGACCACCAGAUGGCUGUGGUCCCUCACACACUCUGCCCCAGCUCCACCAACUGCAGACAAUACCUCCUUGCUUCGCAAUGACCUGCUUAGCUGGCUGUGCAACCACUGGAAACAAAACAAACCAAAGUUUUUCCCUUAUUCUAAGUAUUAUGCUGCAACCAUUAGCCCAGUGUGGACUCACACAGUGACUGCUCCAGAGCGUGCACUCAGGGGUGGGGAGCGGGGAAGGAGCUUGCACUGUGUCUGAGCAUCCAUGAAUAACCACACUGGGAACAGGAUCCUGGCCUGAAUGGAUAUUCUGCAUGACCCAGAGCAGUUGUUUCUAUGUAAGCUGAGGAAAGGCAUAACUUCCUUGUACUGGGUCAGAGUUGCUCCACGUAUCUAAAAAUUAAAUUUAUGCUACAAGCUGA